Parathielavia appendiculata is the source of this 1608-nucleotide messenger RNA. Its product is annotated as galactose mutarotase-like protein. The coding region runs from base 151 to 1128 and encodes 325 amino acids. The transcript is spliced from 3 exons. NCBI's taxonomy places the organism in Eukaryota, Fungi, Ascomycota, Sordariomycetes, Sordariales, Chaetomiaceae. Gene Ontology annotation, molecular function: glucose-6-phosphate 1-epimerase activity; carbohydrate binding. Gene Ontology annotation, cellular component: cytoplasm. The record is from RefSeq and is a predicted model, not a curated record. Gene Ontology annotation, biological process: carbohydrate metabolic process.
CUGCUGUUCAUCGCCUACUUCACCUUCCUCACUCACUACUCGGCAGACUUCAGUUUCACUUAGCUCUAUCCAUCGCAUUCUCACCCAAUCAACCGGCCAAUUCAACCCUGAGACACACAAGAACAAGUGUUCUAAAAACCAAGCAACAAGAUGGUCGAACGCGUCAACAAGCCCAAGCCCCCAACGCUCUCGUCGACGCCCGGCCUGCCCCCUCAGGCGACAGUGACCUUUUCCGACGACAACUCGCGCGUGGUAGCCGAGCUGCCUACGGGGGAGAGCGUCGAGGUGCUGCUCUACGGCGCCACCGUCAUUAGCUGGAAGGACGCCUCGGGCAACGAGAAGCUCUGGCUGAGCGAUGCCGCCAAGCUGGACGGCAGCAAGGCCGUCCGGGGCGGUAUUCCUGUCGUUUUCCCGGUCUUCGGCACGGCCCCAACGCACCCUCAAACCAAGGACCUUCCGCAGCAUGGGUUCGCGCGCACCUCGCGCUGGGAGUUCCUGGGUAAGUCGACGUCCGAGUCGACGGCAGACAACAACACCUCGGCCAACAACGAGCCGACGGUGAAGCUCGACUUCGGGCUAAGCUCGGGCUCGCCGGGGCUCGACCCCCUAGCGCACGCCCACUGGCCGUUCCGGUUCAACCUGAUCUACAGCGUGACGCUGAAUCCAUCGAGCCUCACCACGAGCAUCGUAGCCACCAACGACGGCGCCGAGCCGUUUGAGUGCCAGGUGCUCAUGCACACCUAUCUGCGCGUCAACGACAUCACCGCAAUCGAAAUUCACGGCCUCUCCAACGCGUCCUACACGGACAAAGUCGACGCCGGCGCAGCCAAGACCCAGACCACGACCCCGCUCACCAUCACAGGCGAGACGGACCGCGUGUAUGCACCCGUGGAAGAAGCCGUGACUGUCGCAGAACAAGGGCGGCCCAAGUACCGGGUCACGCGCGACAACCUGAGCAACGUGGUCGUGUGGAACCCGUGGACCGACAAGGCACAGAGCAUCGCCGACUUUGAGCCCAAGGACGGCUUCAAAAAGAUGCUGUGCGUCGAGCCUGGCGCGGUGGGGUCGUGGCAAGCUGUCGAAGCAGGGGACGCGUUCGAGGGGGCGCAAACUAUCACGCUCUUGUGACUGACGGGUUGGGGGCAGGUGGGCAGUCGAGGGAAGUCUAUCGGGAAGGGUGUUUUGUGAUCAUGGGGGUGAAGUUGGGAACCGAUGAUGAAUGUGCUCAGUCAUCUUAAUCGGCUAUGAUGGUUGAAGGGGUGGGAACAAGCCUGCUAGCGUAAGUUGGAUGGAAAUCUGAUAGAGCUGUUUGCAUAGUUUCAGAAAGACUACUGUGGGAGGAGCUCCGAGUCCUUGGUUCACUGUCAAGAACCAAAUCACUCGUUAUGCCCCCGAACCAAUCGUUGCUGGGCCAACAAGACCCUAUAUGAUCCUAACGUCACAUAUCACCAGGGAGCUCAUGAUGAAUUCUAGUACAAGUACACCACCUUUUGCCCAAUCAUUUCUGUUGCAACUAACAGUUUCUAGUAUGUCUAAGUGGGCUUGGCUAACGCCACACAGAGCGAUUGGAGACUGUAAGUCGACACCACUUGAGGGAGUGUAUUUGGA